Parathielavia appendiculata is the source of this 1035-nucleotide messenger RNA. RefSeq lists its product as uncharacterized. The transcript has a single exon. The coding region runs from base 175 to 792 and encodes 205 amino acids. Lineage: Eukaryota; Fungi; Ascomycota; Sordariomycetes; Sordariales; Chaetomiaceae. The record is from RefSeq and is a predicted model, not a curated record.
GUGGUGACAAGAAGACCAAGGGCGCUGCCCUCGUGUUCUAAGCGACUGGCGCUCGGGGAAUUCGAUGGUGACGAAUUGAGGACAUUGCCCUGGUUUUUCGGAAGCUGGCCUUGCAUGGCCCUUCCCGCCAUGCCAUGGGAACCCAGGAAGCGAUUCGACUUUGGCAUGGGGUAAAUGGGCAUAGAGGAACAUGUACAAGGCAUGGGUGGUUCGGACGCGGAACAACAAGCACAAUACCAUCUUGGGGCGUUUCGUCUGCGGUUUAUUCACGAUCAAGGGUCUCAGUCCCCACGCUCCAAUAUUGGGUCCCGCCCAGCUUCGAUGUCUUGUCCGGCGUUUCGCAUGCAGAGAGGCGCCCGUAGCUGUUCCGGGUUGAAUGCCACAAACCUUGGGUCUGCACUGCAAACAAGUCACUUGGUUCAAUGCAGAGGAGGGCCGUUGAGCUCCGCCACCAUGAUGACCCCUACUGUUACUACUUUGACAUCCUUUUACGCCCAGCCUAACACGGCUUCCCAGACUUCAUCGUUGACCAGAACUCAAUUUCUGGCCCCUUCGAGUGCACGGUGGCCAACCGUCAAGUCGAACAACCCAACGUACAGGCAUUCCCAUCGGCGAGGGAAUCAGUGCUUCAUCUGUGUCCUUCUAUUUUCAAACCUGCCCGCCAAGAUCAGAAAUUGCAUGGCUGCGCGACGGCUGACUGCAUCGGAAGGCUCAACGAUGCCCAACUGUUUCGGAAUUUCCCACCCAUUUGACUGGGUGUUGUCAAGUGCCGUCCCACCCACCACAAUGUAGACAACAUUCAGCCACCGCCAAUCCCAAUUGCGACAACGGGGAUCCGAGGGGACGGUAGGGUUCCCUAGCGUUGCUAGGCAUGCCCAGCCCCUCGCAGCCACCGCCAUCACCAAUAACAUUAGGUGCGGCUGCUUAGAGCUUCGGAGUUCCAGGUAUUUGCAGGGAGACGGUGAGGAGUGGCUUCAGCCGCACUGCGCCAGUCCGGUCCGGAACACUCACACGGGGCAGUCAGGCGGACCAUAG